This is a messenger RNA of Drepanopeziza brunnea f. sp. 'multigermtubi' MB_m1, 972 nucleotides long. RefSeq lists its product as uncharacterized. Lineage: Eukaryota; Fungi; Ascomycota; Leotiomycetes; Helotiales; Drepanopezizaceae. The record is from RefSeq and is a predicted model, not a curated record.
AUGGCCCCCCAAUCCCCAGCCCCGAAGCAUCACAUCCAGCUCCAGGUCCAGCCGUUGACAACACACUGGCACAAUCGCUCCCUGUCAAGCCUGUCCGCAACCUCAGAGACAGCAACGUUCCACUCUGCCCACGCACACUUGCAGAACAUGGAACUCCGCCAACUCACCUUCACCUCGCCCUCCGCGACACAACUUCCAGUCUUCUCAUCGCUCUCACCAAAACAUUCCAAUUCACCUACACCUCUCCCUUCCCCCAAACUCGAAUCGGCUCCCGUGAGGAUGGACCGUCAAGACUCGGGAUACGCCGAAACAUCCCCGUAUCCAGCAGCGCCAGGCUCCCGAGGCACAUCCACCAGUUCGGCAGACGGGAGACGCAGCCCCAACUCGGCUGUCCGUCCCAAGAGACGGACCACGGAUUCGAGUACCACAUCCUCCACGCGGCACCAGAAAAAGCGUGCCUCCCGCUCUUCCAACACCCGCACGUCCAACUCGGGGUCGCGCCCGCGCUUCUCCUCCUCCCACACGUCCCCCUACCCAACUCAGCAGCCAUACCAAUUCUUCCAGUUCCCUUCGCUCUCCGACCCCUCUCCCCCGGCUCCCGAAGUCACCGCGCCAGUCCCAGCCCCGCCCGCCACCGUCCAGUACUGGACAUCCGACUCCACGCGCCGCCUGGAAUACGCCGCGAUCGAUGCCGCGAGCCAGGGCGUGCGGGGGUUCUUGAUCAAGAUGGUGCCGGACUGUAUCCUGCCCGAGGCCAGCCGGCGGCCGCGCUUCUGUGAGGACGAUGGGGAUAGCGAUGCGGGGAGCGUGAGGCGGUAUCGUUUGGCGAUGCCGGACGAGAGUGAGAAGGAGCGGGCAGGGGUAAAAGGUGCUACGGGCCGGGAGGGGAAGAAGGCGAGGCCCCGGGCGGCCCUGCUGAGGCGGUGGACCACGUUUGGGGGUUGGAGUGCUUCGAUGUCGGGAAGACGAUAG